AUGACGGAUACCCGCCGCCGAGUCAAAGUUUAUACUCUUAACGAGGACAGACAAUGGGACGACCGCGGCACGGGACACGUCUCCUCUGGUUAUGUGGAGAGGCUGAAAGGCAUGUCUCUGCUGGUGCGAGCGGAGAGCGAUGGUGAGUCAGGUAUAAGUAUUGUUACUACUCUAAUACUCACAACCAUUGAUUGAAACUCUUUGUUCUGAUCAUUUCAUGAAUCAUUAUGUUGUUGAUAACACCUAACUAGCUAGCAGUAAACAAACUAACGUUUAUAUAGUUUUUGUGGACAUUUAGGAUAGUUUUGUGUACUAUUAUGAAGACUGUCAAAAAAGGAGCCUUUAUCUAGUGAGUGGGUGGUCCACUAAGUCCUUGAGGUCAUAUACAAGGCACUAACCCUGAAUCCCCAUAAUGUGCACUGAAAGACCAAAAAACAUAGCUAGAUGGGAUCAUGGAAUGUCCCCCAUCUCUUUCCUCCACAGUUGUAUUGAGCCAGCCCGCUGUUGUAAACAUUGCUCAGUCCAAGAAGUCUGUCAUCGCCUUGCACUUGUGCCUUGUUGAAAACAAUUGUGAACUCUGAGAAAUACGAUGUAAAAUCAUGAAGUCAGUGAUCUUCAGGGUGGAAAGUCGGAGCUCUAGAAAAAGGCCUGAGUUCCCGAGUUGGGAUUCCAAGUUGGAUGACUGUUCAAAUCGAGUGUUCCCAGUGGGAACUCGUUUUUUCUGAGGUCUCAGUUGUUUUGAAUGCGGCAUUACAUAACCACACUGUCCUCACAGCCUCCCAAAGAGGCGCCGAGAUACACAACUCCCAAUUUAGUGCCUCUACUGUCCUGUUACAGCAGUAAGCUGCCUCCGCUUUCAAAGUCUUUGUGCAAACUGCGAAACCGGAUGUUCGUUGUUAGUGUAAUAACUUACUGUGUUUUUUCUCAUCCCACAGGUUCCCUACUGCUCGAGUCAAAAAUCAACCCAAACACAGCCUACCAGAAACAACAGGUCAGUCACUUGCUUGAUGAAGACACUUGAAUGUUAGCAUAAUGUGGUCUAUGACCUGGGCUGUGUUCAUUGGGCACCAAACGGAAGAAACCGGACUGAAACUGGGAUUAUUUUCCCGGACCUGGUCCCGUAAGAAAUGUCUGUUUUGCGUUUUCAGACACUGCAUGCCCUAAUGAACACGUGACUAGUGUUUUUUUCCCUUCAGGACACGUUGAUAGUGUGGUCGGAGGCUGAGAACUAUGACCUGGCCCUCAGCUUCCAGGAAAAGGCCGGCUGCGAUGAGAUCUGGGAGAAAAUCUGUCAGGUUGGUAACUUAUAUUCCUGUGUGUGUUUGUUUGUGUGUAAAUUAAGUGUAUUUAUAAGUUCAAGGUGAAACAUGCUCAACUCUGUCUUGUGCCUAGAAGCCCCAAAUCCCCAAAUAAUGAAGUAAAAUAGGUUAGCUCUCACUUGACAAAGUGACAGCAGAUACUUUGAUUUUGAAAAUCAAAGUAUGGUUUAAAAGUAGGAUCAUGCUUGUUCUUGUUUAACUAAUUUCUUCAUGCAUUGUGUUUUGGCUCGUGUCUCUCUGUUCUCUCUCCCCCAUGUUGUGUUGUUAUAACUCAUUGGUUUGUGCAUGUGAUUUUUGACUUCUCUGUCUGUCUCCCUGUCUUCACCAUCUCCACCAGGUCCAGGGCAAGGACCCAUCAGUGGACAUCACACAAGAGCUGGUGGACGAGUCGGAGGAGGAGCGCUUUGACGACAUGUCCUCCCCAGGCCUCGAGCUCCCUCCCUGCGAGCUGGGCCACCUUGAGGAGCUCGCCGAACUCGUUGCCUCCUCCCUCCCCUCCCCCUUACGCCGCGAGAAACUCGCCCUGGCCGUGGAGAAUGAGGGCUACAUCCGCAAGCUCCUGGAGCUCUUCCGCCAGUGCGAGGACCUGGAGAACGCUGACGGCCUCCACCACCUCUACGAGAUCGUCAAGGGCAUCUUCCUGCUGAACCGCACGGCCCUCUUCGAGGUCAUGUUCUCUGAGGAGUGCAUCAUGGAUGUGAUUGGCUGCCUGGAGCACGACCCUGCGCUGGGGGGGUUGCCGCGGCGCCACCGUGACUUCCUCACCAAGACGGCGCGCUUUAAGGAGGUCAUCCCCAUCGGUGACCCCGAGCUGCGGGCCAAGAUCCACCAGACGUACCGCGUGCAGUACAUCCAGGACAUGGUGCUGCCCACACCGUCGGUGUUCGAGGAGAACAUGCUCUCCACACUGCACUCGUUCAUCUUCUUCAACAAGGUGGAGAUUGUGGGUAUGCUGCAGGUGAGGUCUGGGGCGUAGGGAACGCACACAUAGUAGAAUACACAUGCAAGUAGGGUUGGGUGGUAUCCAGAUUUUCAUUCUGUUCCUGUACCGUACUGGGGUAUAUGUUAUCACCGUCAGUGUACACAAGGGGCGCUGUUUCUUUCCAAAUGUGUUUGUGUAGAGCCAUCUGUGGAAACGGAAGAGUGUUUGGUAAAUGAGUUACGCCACAGAUAGAACAAUGAGCCAGAUGUUUCACUGGAUGUAUAAAUCUGAAGCAUCCGGUUGGCAUUUCCACUCACCACCAAAUAUGGUGAUGAGAGGAAGCCCAGUGGCCGGCAGUGGGAGAAGAUGGAGCAAGAUGAAUUUUUCCGAUAUUCUGCUAAUUUUCUCAUCAAUGAAACAUUUGAUCUCAAUACAGUUUUCUGUUCCCAAAACUAGAAUCUGUUACGAACAAAGUGGACUACGUUUUGUAGACUUUUAAAGUUUUACAAAAUGUGCGUUGUUUAGAAGUGCAAGGGCCAAUUGAGUUAUUGCACUUGCACACUUCAGAGUAGGCGUUCCUUAACGGAAAUAUGCAAAUACAAGCUAGACUGCGCCAAUAGGAUCUCGCUAGCUCGUGCUUGGCUCUGCCCACCACCUUGCUUGUUCUUCUCACUGAUUAAUUUGCUCCCAUUGGAAACGACUGGUGGUGGUCUAUCUUGGGUUACUUAUAAAAAAUAUUUGGUUACGCUGCGUGAUGGAAACCGACACAUAGACGGGUUGGUUGUUUUGCAACAAAACCGAUGUGUGCGCAACUAUGGGGCAAAACAGACUGGGUUGGUUCAGAUUGUUGACAACAUGUAAACCAGUUGUCACCAACCACUGGUUUACCAACCAAGUCAAGAUCACUUUCUGAGUCAAAAUGCAAGCCGAGAUCUACCGCUCAAAACAUGAAUUAAAAACAUAAGCCUAUGCAACAUUAACCAAUUAAAAACAGUUCUGUAGCAAUGAGGUUUGUGCAGUAGGCUAUAGGCCCAAUACAUUACUGCAUAUUGGGUAUGCUUGAAUUGGCCUGCCAAUGUUCUUCUCAGACCAUUUUGAAAUAAUAUUUAAAAAAUGUUGGUAUAUGAUCACACUGUUAAUAGAUAAUUUGUUGUAUUACUUGUGAGGCACAACUAAGUAAACAUAAUGAUUAGCUUUUUUUUUUUACUGGACUGAUGGCCUGCAUCUGAUGGUCAGUCUAAGAGGAGGAAGGGAAGGAGCAGCGUUGAGGCUGCCUCUCACCAGACUCACCGUCCCUCCGCUGAGCAAAGGCACUUUCAAAGGGGACACAGUCUUCCAGCUGAUCACAAAACUCAAGUCGCACUGCAUUAUUUCUGCCUCAUGCACCAAUUCAUGUUACUCCUAUGACCAGAGAAAGUGAAAUAUUCCUCGAUAUUAAAAAAGACAAGCUGGUAAUAAAAACAACGCAAGCUUUAUCGGAACACUUUGCUAUACUCAUUAAUUGCAGCUGCAGUGCUGGUUGUAGCAUGUGGAAGUAGGGAGAAGGUGCAUUUUAUGCCUUAUGAAAGUGUCGACAGUGCUGAAUAAUAACUUAAACAUGAAUUUACAAAUAAAAACAGCAGCUCUUUGCUGUAUUCGUUGAGUCUCUCUAGUCAUGGUUUUAAAGGUUUUUAAAUAUCACAGUGUCAACUUUGCUGUGCAUCCAAGGCUUCUUUUUACAGUCUAUGGCUUGAGGAAAAACUGCAGACACGGUUAUCUGAUUGGCCAGCGGUAGGCCUAUAGGUCCACUUGAUUUUCUACCUUCAGACACAUAACAUUGUUAAAAAUGGGAACACUUUGCCUUCCCGUGCAAGGGCUGCUAAUCAAGUACACCUACCGCCAACUACGAAGAAAAAAAAUAAGGAACGCAAGGCUUUAUCGUUGAGGAUUAUAACAGAAAUGUUUGGUGAUCGACUAGGAAUGCCUUAGAGAUCGACCUGUUGGUGACCACUGAUAUAAACUAUCUUUUGUCUCCAAUGUUUACUGAAAAUAUUAAUGCACUAAACAAAAAUAUAAACGGAACAUGUAAAGUGUUGGUCCCAUGUUUCAUGAGCUGAAAUAAAAGAUCCGAGAAAUAUUCCAUUUGCACAAAAAGCUUAUUUCUCUCAAUUUCUGUACCGUUUUUGCAUCCCUGUUAGUGAGCAUUUCUCCUUUGCCAAAAUAAUCCAUCCACCUGACAGGUGUGGCAUAUUAACAAGCUGCUUAAACCGCAUGGUCGUUACACAGGUGCACCUUGUGUUGGGGACAAUAAAAUACCACUCUAAUGUGCAGUUUUGUCACACAACACAAUGCCACAGAUGUCUCAAGUUUUGAGGGAGUGCGCAAUUGGCAUGCUGACUGCAGGAAUGUCCACCAGAGCUGUUGCAAGAUAAUUGAAUGUUAAUUUCUCUACCAUAAGCCACCUCCAACGUCGUUUCAGAGAAUUUGGCAGUAUGUCCAACCGGCCUCACAGCCGCAGACAAUAUGUAUCCAGCAACUUCGCACAGCCAUUGAAGAGGAGUGGGACAACAUUCCACAUGCCACAAUCAACAGCCUGAUCAAUUCUAUGUGAAGAUGUCUUGCUACAUGAGGAAAAUGGUGGUCACACCAGAUACUGACUGGUUUUCUGAUUUAAAAAAAAAGGUAUCUGUGACCAACAGAUGCAUAUCUGUAUUCCCAGCUGUGAAAUCCAUAUAUUAGAACCUAAUGAAUUUAUUUCAAUUGACUGAUUUCCUUAUAUGAACUGUAACUCUGUAAAAUCUUUGAAAUUGUUGCAUGUUGCGUUUAUAUUUUUGUUCAGUAUACGUUUGCACAAUGGGUGCUUGUCUCUUAAAUAAAUUGUUACAGUUGUUGGUUAGCUAGCUAGUGUUUUUUUUGCCAUAUUAGCAUUGCCAUAAUCAGUCAAAACACCUCAAAGUAAGAACAAGAUACAACUAGCUGAAACGAGCCACCGACGAUUACCCACAUGGCAGCUUCUUGUAAUUUUGGCUAGCCAUCUGACAAUUCAGAAUCAUAACAAAGCACGGCUUCUGGCCCCAUGGAUGUGCGUACAUAAUUUUCGUGACGUUGUCAGCCAAUCCGUCUAUGGGUCGUGUUCAUCAGAAACCAAAUGGAAGAAAACUGACUGAAGCAGGAAGACCCCAGCUGGGCAUGUCCAAUAAGAAAAACUCAGUUUUCCGCUGUGUGCCUUAAUUAACAAGACCCUGGUUAACACGAUACAGGUACACACUAUGUGAAGGUCUGACUGAAAGGAAACAUGGUAAAACUGUUGUCAUAACGACUUCUCAUAAAGGUCCUUUAUCUAGAGGCUACUGUUUUGAAUGUCCUCUCACGGCUCUGACCUGGCCAGUCUGUCACCUGCAAGUCAGGGUUGUGUUCAGAAGGCACAAAAAGCAAAACAUUUUCCAAUGGAAAAUUCAUGAGCGUUCUGAUUGAACAAGGACAGGUAGUACCUCCUGUUUCAAAAUGUUUUCUCCUGUUUCGUGCCUACUGAAACAACCCUAGAGUCGGGAAUGGUGGGACAGCUAAACAUCAGUAGACCAACUGCCAAAAUGUCUGAAAUUGAACGCUAUAGUGCAGUGACACAAGCGACAGCUAGAAAUUGCCUUCAUAGGCACAUCUCUAGGAUCAGCUUAGUGUCCAUGAGCAACUUUAUCCCGUUAUUCUCCAUCUCAUCUUUCAUGUUCUCUUCUUUUUUCUCUCCUCCCUCGGUCAGGACGAUGAGAAGUUCCUGACUGACCUCUUUGCACAGCUCACAGAUGAGGCUACAGACGAUGACAAGAGACACGAACUGGUACGCCAACUGACAGCAGCACAAACACAACUGUUGUUUGUUUACCUGACCAACACUACAAAUAUCACCACCUUCCUUACACCCUGUAUUCUUUCAUUUUUAUAUGUUUAUUAGACCUAUGUUUCUAGGGAUGUAACGAUUCACCCGAUACGCGUCGGUCCACAGUUCAAAUGUGUAUCGGUCUGCGGGAGCCCAAUCCCGAUUCAAACGUAAAGAAUCGCCGGUCAAGUAAUGGUUUUUACUUGUUUUAUUCCAAAAAUACCUCUUAUCUCUUGUGACUGAAUUGAUGCGUCCUCUCCUUCAGUUCAUUAGCCUAUCAAAGUUUUAUGCAUGUAACAGCAUACGACUGUCAGAUAACAACUGUGCGCACGCCACACAGUGCGGGAGACAGCUGCUCACCCCAACGAGAGGUAGGCCUAUCCCUGUUCUAGGCUAUUCGUACGUCUCCGUGGCACCUUCAGCAUUGAUGCUUGUAAAAUGGCUUUUGCAUUGUCAAAUCAUAGGCUUUAUUAGUUGAGUGACAACCAAUGUAAUUUGCUGAGUCAUUGUUACCAUUACCAAAUGCGCUGUAGAAAAAGUUUUUUUUCCCAGGGUUGUGUAGCCUACCGGAGUGGACGCAACUCACAUCCAACUGCUGAUUGGGGUUUUCAAUCAUUAAGAUUUAGAUUGUUCAGGUUCACCAUAAGAAGUAGUUUUGUUUGUUCUGCUUUAAACAGUGUAUUUGGUCAUUUCAUAAAGGACAUCAAUAAUUUCUAUGAGCUGUGCAUGGUCACAUUCAUUGGUCAGACCGGGUUAAAGACGGGAUAAAAUCCAAAGUUGCAUUAUAUUAAUUGGUUACAUUUCUAAAGAUAAAUAUGGACAUAGUACUAGCUCUCAAAAUGUUUCAUCUGCAGAAAUGUUAAGUUAAUCAGUGGGUGAUGGUGAUUUCAGAUAAAAACAAAAAAAAGUGGGGUGGUAUAUCUGAUAGUGGGGUGGUAGAUGCUCAGCCUGCCCUAUGGCUCAGCUCAAGGUGCCUACACACACGCACACUGAGGGCCACGCAGCUUAAGCCGAAAGUACACUACACACUUUUGUCCCUGAUUUAGCUGUGCCAGACACGUUUUUUGAGAUCGGAUACAAAUUCCCCAAGUCGUUGCCAACUCGGGACACGCGGCUGUCACUGACACUUGUUUAAUGUGAUCGGGUCAGAGACGCAAUCAGAGGGCUACCGAUCUUGUCUUUCAGCAGUCCCAGACGUCCCGAUAUUUUCAAACCUGUUUGAUUUUAUCUGCACAAAAUCUGCAAUGUUCUUGGGUUGCACAUCUCACACUACAUGUUUUGAGAACGGUGAUCAGCAAUAGCCAAUGAGAGCUCGCCAGAGAAGAAGCCAGUUGACGUUGUUUCGCAUUACCCAGAAUGUGUAGACUCGAGCAGGAGUGAUGACUAGUAGUGCUUUUGUACUUGCCUUUAACCAAAGCCAAAGUGUCAAAUUUGCAAUGUUAUUCAAUUCAAAAUGUUGCCUACAAAUUUCAACUCUAUGUCAAGCGUGAAUGUCUGACUGAAAACCUUUUUUGAGGCUGCUUUGAGCCACAGCCUGUUUUAGCCACGUUAACAAUCGAAUCACAUCACGUUAUUGUUUUCACGAGACAGUGUGGUGGUAUGGAGAAUCUUCACGACCAAGUGAAGAGUUGUAGUGUUUGACACCCCGUCUGUCCCAGAGGGGUUAGUGUGCACACCACUACGUUGGCAAGACAAGAAACUACAGGAAUGACGGUCGUUUAAUGUGAGAGGCUCAGCGAUGUUAGGAUUUUGAAAGUCGUGUAGUGUACACCCGGCAUUAGAGAAGUCAUCUCAGACAGAUCCAGCUGCUGAUCUCCCAUCAGCAGCAGAUAUUCAUUUCAAAUGGAAAAAAGAAUGGGUUCAUGCAAAAAGCAUUUGUUUCCAACCAAAUCGCAUCAAUUUGUUCCCCUAAUCAAACCGAAUCGUUUAAAAGUAAAACGUAUCGUUCCUGUAUCGUAGCCCAUGUAUCUAGAUGCGUAUCGAAUUGUUCAUGAAAGGAGAGAUGCACAUACUUAUGUUUCCUGGUCCUGGGGAUGCAGCACAUUGUUUGUUUUGCCCUAGCACUCACACACUUCAUUCAAAUAAUCAACUCAUCAUUAAGCCUUUAGUUAAGGGGUGUCAAACGCAUUCCAUGGAGAGUUUGCAGGUUUUCCCUUGUACUUGAUCGAUCAUUUAAGGUGAUUGAUUAGUUAGGAACUCCCGUCACCUGGUUGUCUAGGUCUUAAUUGGACAUGAAUUGAAAGGAAAUAACAAAUACCAGCAGACACUCGGACAUCCAUGGAUUGAGUUUGAAACCUCUGCUUUAGUUGAGUUGGGUGGUCCUCUGUAGCUCAGCUGGUAGAGCACGGCGCUUGUAACGCCAAGGUAGUGGGUUCGAUCCCCGGGACCACCCAUACACAAAAAUGUAUGCACGCAUGACUGUAAGUCGCUUUGGAUAAAAGCGUCUGCUAAAUGGCAUAUUAUUAUUAUUAUUAUUAUUAUUGAAUCAGCUGUGUUAGUGCUAGGGCGAAAACAAAAAUGUCCGCCCCCAGAACUGGGAUUGGGAGAGACUGCAUUAGACAACAAACAUAAAAACACACAUAGCAAACGAGACAUGCAAAUGAAAUAAUUGAGGAUGAUGCCAAAACGUCUUACUUAGGCUGGUCCUAGUAAGUUAGUCAUUGGCUAACACAAAGCAUUGUUUUCCCCACAGGUAAACUUCCUUAAGGAGUUCUGCGCCUUCUCACAAACAUUACAACCUCAAAACAGAGACACCUUCUUCAAGACUCUGUCGAACAUGGGCAUUCUCCCUGCACUAGAGGUUAUACUGGUGAGUGCCCACACACACAAGCCCUAGCCCCUACCUCAUAACCCCUAGGCACUUGUGUAAAUUCCACCUCGUCAAUUUGAGGGCAAGGUGGACCAUAUUGCUUAUACCUAUUACCUACACAGUUCUUUCAGAUCUACAUUGAUGGAAUAUUAUACUCAUAAAUUCAGACUGCUUUGUAUUUCUUAGCUGUCUUUUACAGUGUUAUUCUACUCUGUUCUGAUCCUUCAUAUUCGAUUCCAUUGUCUUCUGUGACUGUCGUGAAUGUUGUGUGUGUGCGCGUGCCAUCAGGGGAUGGAUGAUGUGCAGGUGCGUGGCGCAGCCACCGAUAUCUUCUCCUAUCUGGUGGAGUACAACCCCUCUAUGGUACGAGAGUUUAUCAUGCAGGAGUCCCAGCAGAACGACGAC
Molecule: messenger RNA, 9305 nt
Organism: Coregonus sp. 'balchen'
Lineage: Eukaryota; Metazoa; Chordata; Actinopteri; Salmoniformes; Salmonidae
Source: the annotation of a GenBank genome assembly